AAUACUUCCACUUCACAUAAUCAUGUUCGAAGCUUUUCUUCCCACUCAUUUUUUCCUCAAACCUGCAUAUCAAAAGAUUCCUAGAAGAAACCAAUCAUGAUGCAUUGUGUAAAACCAUCAACUGCUGAUGAUCGCCGUGAGAACAUUUUAAGAAGAGCGAAACCUCGAAGGCAUGGUGAUCGAAAAUUGACUCCAAGAGAGGUUAAUGAGAUGCGCUCCUCGUUCUGGCGUAGCGCUCCACAAACUUAUGGGGGACAACCAGCCAUUUGGAGAGCCCUUGAAGACGCGGCUGCGUGUAAAGAUAACUUAUACUAUGCACAAGCAAUCAUUGAUACUUACAUGAUUAGGCUCGAGAAACCUGACAUGACAGUAUGCUAUGAUGACAGUGGUCAUAGAUACGAAUUGCCGUUGUAUGUUUUGGUUGAUCCAACAAAUAUGGUCUAUGGCAACGGAAAUAUAAUUGAACGCAUUCGUCAACACAGGAGGUAGGACAAUGGAGAUCCAUGCAUGUUGAUGAAUAAUGGAAUAUGUACAGGAUACGCACCCUAUUAAGCUAGUCAAAAUUACCGUUGUCAUAUGAAUGAAUGAUAUAUACGCUAUGUUAAAAAUA
Molecule: messenger RNA, 610 nt
Organism: Helianthus annuus (common sunflower)
Lineage: Eukaryota; Viridiplantae; Streptophyta; Magnoliopsida; Asterales; Asteraceae
Product: ubiquitin domain-containing protein 1
Exons: 4
Coding region: 97-489 (130 amino acids)
Source: RefSeq, a predicted model, not a curated record